AUGGCUGAUAAAGACGUGGAGGCGCGGAACACGCCUUCGCCAGGUCCUGGUAGACGACAGAGAGCUCCUACCAUUACCAUAGACACUUCGGCUGUCAACCCCAACGACACUACCAUGGGAGAUUCUGUGCCAUUGGGCGAGCUGCAGGACAACCGCUCAUCCUCAACACAACACAACGACGGUGGAGAUGUCUCUCCAAGCACGUCCAAGCAGCCCACAACAGAGCUUCGUGCUACUAACUCUUUCGAGAGCCGCAAGAGCGGCGAGAGUAGACCGACUUCCCCUCACAACGUCUCGUCACCUUCGAAUUGGGGUACCACAUCCCAGGGCUUUCUCAAUGUGCCCGGACGCUCGCGCGGAAACUCUUUCGAUACGGAGAACGGCGAGUCGACGUCCAGCGGUACAUACAUACCUUCCUCACAGGGCGAGACCAUGCGUGGGGACCACAACGCCAAUGGUAUAAUCAACGAUGAGGAUGCGCUGCGUCCAGAUCCUGGGACAGAAGCCGACUUUGAAGUCGAGAACAAUCCCUUUGCGUUCUCGCCCGGUCAAUUAGGGAAACUUUACAAUCCAAAAAGCUUGGGUGCUUUCCACGCAUUGGGUGGUUUAGACGGACUCGAAAGGGGUCUGAAGUCAGACCGGAAAGCAGGACUAAGCGUUGACGAACGGCACGUUGACGGCACCAUCUCGUUUGAAGAAGCAACCACCCCGAGUUCUACGCAUGCACCAAAAUCUUCGCCAGCCAACGGAGCCCAAUCCGCUGAUACAGCGCAAGAUGCGGGCGAUGAUGCUUUCGCCGACCGAAAACGGGUUUUUAGCGACAACCGGUUACCCGAGCGGAAACCCAAAAACAUCUUACAGCUGGCCUGGAUAGCUUACAACGACAAAGUCUUGAUUCUUCUUACAAUUGCUGCCAUCAUCUCAUUAGCCCUCGGCCUCUACCAAACAUUCGGCGUAAAGCACGAGCCCGGUGUGCCCAAGGUUGAGUGGGUCGAAGGUGUAGCCAUCAUCGUUGCCAUUCUCAUCGUCGUCGUCGUUGGUGCUGCCAACGACUGGCAAAAGGAGCGACAGUUCGUGAAAUUGAACAAGAAGAAGGAAGAUCGCUAUGUCAAGGCCAUCCGGUCCGGACAGUUACGCGAGAUUUCCGUAUACGAUAUACUUGUCGGUGAUAUCGUCAAUCUGGAGCCUGGUGACAUGGUACCUGUGGACGGUAUUCUUGUUCAAGGCCAUGGCGUCAAGUGCGAUGAGUCGUCCGCCACCGGUGAAUCUGAUUUGCUGAAGAAAACUCCGGCUGACGAUGUCUUCCGGGCCAUCGAAAACCACGAAUCGACAAAGAAGAUGGAUCCUUUCAUCCUCUCUGGUGCCAAAGUCUCCGAAGGCGUUGGCACUUUCUUAGUCACCGCUACCGGAAUUCACUCGAGCUAUGGCAAGACGAUGAUGUCUCUGCGCGAAGAGAGCGAGGUGACGCCACUGCAAUCGAAGCUCAACACGCUCGCUACAUACAUUGCAAAGCUCGGUGGCGCGUCCGCUCUGCUCCUGUUUGUUGUUCUCUUCAUCGAGUUCCUCGUCAAGCUCCGUACCAGUACCGACACGCCUGCUGAAAAGGGUCAAAACUUCUUGGAUAUCUUGAUCGUCGCCAUCACCGUCGUCGUUGUCGCGGUCCCUGAAGGUCUCCCACUUGCCGUGACGCUUGCUCUCGCUUUUGCUACCACUCGCAUGUUGAAGGACAACAACCUGGUACGACUGUUGCGCUCCUGCGAAACCAUGGGUAAUGCUACAACCAUUUGUUCCGACAAAACAGGUACCUUGACCCAGAACAAAAUGACAGUAGUGUCUGGCACCCUGGGAACAGCCCUUCGCUUUGGAGAUAAGAAGCUGAGGGCUCCGGAUUCGACAAAACCCAUUGAAGACGGCGCCAAAGGCAAGCACAGUCUCGAGACUCCCCUCGAAAGCCCGGACGAUGUUACACCGUCCGAAUUCGUUUCCAACCUUGGCAAAGAAGUUAAAGAGCUGCUGCAGCAAUCCAUCGUACAGAACACCACGGCUUUUGAAGGACCAGAGGGUGGACCCGAUCCAUUUAUUGGGUCGAAGACUGAGACUGCUCUCCUUGGCUUUGCCCGCGAUCAUCUUGGCCUGGGUUCCGUUUCGACAGAACGCGCCAACGCGAACAUAGUUCAGGUCGUUCCUUUCGACUCUGCAAUCAAAUGUUCUGGCGCGGUCGCUAAGCUGGCAGACGGGCGUUACAGGCUUUACGUCAAAGGUGCUUCCGAAAUUUUGCUCGGUAAAUGCGACACCAUCGUCUCUGAAGCUACCAAGGAGUUGAUCGAAAGACCACUUUCCGAGGACAACCGUGAAACCCUUGAGCAAGUCAUCAACACCUAUGCUUCGCGCUCGCUGCGAACUAUUGGCCUCAUCUACCGGGACUUUGAGAGCUGGCCACCUCGCGAUGCACGCAAGUCUGAAGACGAUGCUUCCCAGGCGGUGUUCGAAGAUAUCUUCAAGAACAUGACGUUCCUGGCGAUCGUUGGUAUUCAAGACCCCCUACGAGACGGUGUGCGCGAAGCUGUCAAAGAUUGCCAGGGUGCUGGUGUAUACGUGCGCAUGGUCACUGGUGACAACGUUCUGACUGCAAAGGCGAUCGCUGAAGACUGCGGAAUUCUUGUACCUGGCGGAUUGGUCAUGGAAGGCCCCACGUUCAGAAAACUCUCGAAACGGGACAUGGAUGCCGCGAUCCCCAAGCUCUGUGUCCUUGCUCGCUCCAGUCCGGAAGACAAACGUAAGCUUGUAAAGCGACUCAAGGAGCUGGGCGAGACUGUUGCAGUCACUGGUGACGGCACAAAUGACGCACCGGCCUUGAAGACUGCUGAUGUUGGUUUCUCCAUGGGCAUCGCUGGAACCGAAGUCGCCAAAGAAGCCUCUGCCAUCAUUCUUAUGGAUGACAACUUCGCAUCGAUCGUCAAAGCCCUUCUAUGGGGUCGAGCUGUCAACGAUGCCGUUAAGAAAUUUUUACAGUUCCAGAUCACCGUCAACAUCACCGCCGUCCUGCUCACCUUCAUCUCAGCUGUAUCGAGUUCGGACCAGGAGUCGGUCCUUACUGCUGUGCAACUACUCUGGGUGAAUCUCAUCAUGGAUACGUUCGCUGCUCUGGCCCUUGCAACCGAUCCUCCAACACGUAGCCUUCUCAACCGCAAGCCCGAUCCGAAGUCUGCGCCGCUCAUUACUCUCAACAUGUGGAAGAUGAUCAUUGGUCAGGCAAUCUACCAAUUGGUGGUCACGUUGAUUCUUUACUUCGCCGGAGAGAAGAUCCUCUCUUAUGACUCUCCGGAAGAAAAGGAGCGCAUGCCUACACUCGUCUUCAACACUUUUGUUUGGAUGCAAAUCUUCAACUCGCUGAAUAAUCGUCGCUUGGACAAUCGCUUCAACAUCUUUGAGGGCAUCACGCAUAACUGGUUCUUCAUUGCGAUUUUGGCCAUCAUGAUUGGCGGACAGACCAUGAUCAUUUUUGUUGGUGGUCGUGCAUUCUCCGUCGUUAGAAUCAACGGUGCCCAAUGGGCUUACUCGAUCGUCUUGGGAGCUCUUUCGCUGGUUGUGGGUGUCAUAGUACGACUCAUCCCGGAUGAAUUGGUCGGACGCUGCAUUCCAUCAUUCCUCAAGCGCAAGCGAACUCCUGAAGUAGUGGUGUCGGACGAAUACCAAUGGAACCAAGGCCUGCUUGAGAUUCGCGACGAGCUCGCCUUCAUCAAGAGGGUCCGUGGUGGGCGUCUUAGCAACCUCAAGUUCAAGAUCGAGCACCCUCGUGAGAUCUUUUCCCGGUCCAGGUCAAGUCAGUCACUACCAGGAACACCCAACAACGGCUCAAAUGUCGAACACGAGGGCUCGCCUGCACCACCAACGCCUCAGAGCCGCCGCCGCGGUAGAUCUCGAUCGAACUCUGCUUUCGGGCCAGCUGCCGUCAUGGCGGGUAUCGUCGCUGGCAGUGUUGCAGGCUGGUCUCCCAUUGAUCGUCCGGGCGGUGAAAAUGACUCGUUGAAAUUCUCUCGCAACCGUAGUAGGUCAGACCUCGAGGCACAAGAGGGCAUCGAAGUCCACCCAGACACCAAAUCGACCGAUCCCAUACUCGCACCUGAUCCAUCGGAGUAUCGCGGCCCUCCAAGUCAAAACCAAGAAACAACACCAAAUUUCAAUGUCGGUCCUUUUGCCGGUGAUCCUAAAUUGCACGGCGACGAACCUAAGUCCUUCCAAUCAUGA
Molecule: messenger RNA, 4248 nt
Organism: Didymosphaeria variabile
Lineage: Eukaryota; Fungi; Ascomycota; Dothideomycetes; Pleosporales; Didymosphaeriaceae
Product: plasma membrane calcium
Exons: 1
Coding region: 1-4248 (1415 amino acids)
Biological process (GO): calcium ion transmembrane transport; intracellular calcium ion homeostasis
Cellular component (GO): membrane; intracellular membrane-bounded organelle
Molecular function (GO): ATP hydrolysis activity; P-type calcium transporter activity; ATP binding
Source: RefSeq, a predicted model, not a curated record